GCUGAUCGUAAAUAUAACUCUUAUUAUGAGUUCCAAUUUCAGAAGCCAAAAAAAAAACCCGUCUCCUUCUUCCCUUGUCUUUCUCUCACCAAGUUUACCUUUCCAUGGCGCUUCCUCACCAUUUCGAUCCUCACCUACAAGACUCCAAGACUUUCAGAGACUUUUGCGGGAUUUCACAAGCAUUAGGGUUCGACAGCUCCGCGAAUCUCCAUGAUCAAUCUCAGCAUCCUCCGUAUAUUCCUCCUUUCCACGUUCCCGGUUUUGCACCUGGACCGGUUUUGCAAACCGACGGUUCUGAUGACUUCGAGUGGAACAGCAGCAGCUACGGUCGAAAGAGACUAAAGGAAAUGGAUUUCAUGGACCACAAUUCUCAGAUAUCUUCGAUUGAUUUUUGGCAAGGCCGGUCUGUCUCAACCGGUUUGGGUCUUUCCCUUGACAAUGCUAAUGGCUCUGCUUUCUUGUCCCUCCUCGGAGACGAUGUUGAUCGGGAGUUACAAAGGCAGGAUUCUGAAAUCGAUCGGUUUCUCAAGGUUCAGGGAGACCAAUUACGGCAUGCUAUCCUCGAGAAGAUCCAGACGAGUCAGCAUAAAACUGUGUCGCUCAUGGAGGAAAGAGUGAUCCAGACACUUCGUGGAAAAGACGAGGAACUCGAGAUGAUAAACCGAAAGAACAAGGAACUCGAGGUUCGAAUUGAACAGCUGACACUGGAAGCCGAGGCAUGGCAACAACGUGCGAACUACAACGAGAACAUGAUUGCUGCUCUCAACUACAAUCUCGAACGAGCUCACGGUCGGCCUAGAGAGAGCAUGGAAGGAUGUGGAGACAGCGAAUUGGAUGACACAGCGUCUUGCUUCAAUGGUAAGGCCACGAUGAUGAUGUGCAGGUUUUGUGGAGUGAGAGAGGUGUGUAUGUUGUUGUUGCCGUGUAAGCAUAUGUGUUUGUGUAAGGAGUGUGAGAGUAAGCUUAGCUCUUGUCCUUUGUGUCAGUCUUCUAAGUUUCUAGGGAUGGAAGUCUACAUGUGAUAUGAUAUUGACCCAAGCUAAAAACUCUAAUUAGCUAACGAACUCUUUUGUAAUUUGUCUCGUUUAUUUUGUUUGUUAAUAUUCUUAUGUUUAAUAAUGUUUGGAACUGAGUUAUGAAAAUAGUAAUCCAUAUGUUCCAAUA
Raphanus sativus (radish) is the source of this 1164-nucleotide messenger RNA. RefSeq names its product probable BOI-related E3 ubiquitin-protein ligase 3. The record is from RefSeq and is a predicted model, not a curated record. Bases 105 to 1022 code for a protein of 305 amino acids. Gene Ontology annotation, molecular function: ubiquitin-protein transferase activity. Lineage: Eukaryota; Viridiplantae; Streptophyta; Magnoliopsida; Brassicales; Brassicaceae. The transcript is spliced from 4 exons.